UGCCUCGAGUAGAUGGGAAUCCGCACUAGCACCAAUUGCAUAUCGAUUUUUUAAUUAUUUUGUGUAACAAAAGCAGGGAAUUCAUGCAUUUUUCAUCGUCAACACGGGAUUUUUAGACGAAAAAGUGCUGACGAUUUUUUUUUUGCGCUUUUAGGAAAUCAAAAAGCAAUCAUGAAAGAUAAAUUUCUACUGAAUCUCUUGAUAUUGGGUCUCUUGGUGGCCGGCAAUGUGUGUCAAGAGGAGCCUUUGACUGUGGAUGAAGACGAUGAUGGUGUCGUUGUUGAAUCGGAAGAUGCCGAAGACUUUAUCGAGUACAAGAGUCCCGUGCCUGAACCCGGAAAAUUCUACUUUGCCGAGCAUUUUGACGACAAAGCUGAAUUCGAGAAGAAAUGGGUGAAAUCGCGCGCCAAGAAGGAAGGCAUUGACGAAGAUAUCGCCAAGUACGAUGGAUUGUGGGCCGUUGAGGAGCCAAUGAAGAGCAUUUUGCGCGACGAUUUGGGUCUCGUGUUGAAGUCGAAGGCGAAACAUGCCGCCAUUGCAUCGCGAUUGACGAAGCCGUUUGUGUUUGCGGACAAACCGUUGGUCGUGCAAUACGAAGUUACGUGGCAAGAUGGGCAAGAAUGCGGCGGUUCUUACAUAAAAUUGUUGUCGUCAGGAAAGGAUACCGCUGACUUGGCACAAUUCCAAGACAAAACCCCUUACACAAUUAUGUUUGGGCCAGACAAGUGUGGCAAUGAUGCCAAGUUACACUUCAUUUUCCGUCAUAUUAAUCCAAUUAACGGCACUAUCACGGAGAAACACAGCAAAAAGCCAAAAGACCGUUUGGAAGAGCCCUUCAAAGACAAGCAACCCCACUUGUACCAACUCGUUUUGCGUCCCGACAACACUUUUACGGUUCGCGUUGAUCACAACAUCGUCAACGAAGGUCAUCUUCUCGAGGAUUUCCAGCCUCCCGUAAAUCCGCCGAAGGAAAUUGACGAUCCCACGGACAAAAAACCCGAAGAUUGGGACGAACGCGAACGCAUUCCAGACCCAGAAGCACGCAAACCCGAAGAUUGGGACGAAGAUGCGCCUCCUCAAAUCCCGGAUCCGAAUGCCGUGAAGCCCGACGGAUGGUUGGAUGACCUUGAAGAGAUGAUUGCCGAUCCAGAUGCCAAGAAACCCGACGAUUGGGACGUUGAUAUCGACGGAGAAUGGGAAGCACCUUUGAUUCCAAAUCCCUUGUGCGAAAAAGCUGUCGGAUGUGGUUUGUGGAAAGCGCCGCUCGUGAAGAAUCCCGACUAUAAGGGCAAAUGGAGAGCACCCUACAUCGAUAAUCCUAAUUACAAAGGAAAAUGGUCACCACGACGCAUUCCAAAUCCAGACUUUUUCGAGGAUCUUCAUCCAUUUAAAAUGACCACGAUUAGUGCCGUUGGAUUCGAAUUAUGGUCCAUGUCGGGCGAUAUUCUUUUCGACAACUUGGUCAUUUCCGACGAUGAAACCGUUGUACGUGACUGGGCCGCUCAAACUUAUGAUCUCAAACGCAAGCAAAUCGACAGACAAUCGGAAACCCUUGUCCAACGAAUUGUUAACUAUACCAAUGCUAAUCCAUGGCUUUGGGCAGUUUAUGUAGUUGCCAUCGGCUUGCCAAUUACAAUUUUGUUGUAUCUUUGCUGCUCGCCAUCGACUCCAAAGAAGGAAAAAACCGAACAUCACAAGAAAACAGACGAACCAUCGCACGACGAUGCCGAUCACCAUCAACACGCUGAACUGGAUGAUCCUCUUGCCCCGUCAUCCGAUAACGAAGCAGAUGCCGCUGACGAAGUCGAUGACGAUGACGAUCGCGAACGCAACAGCGAUCCCGACAACUCUGAAGAUGCCGAAGAAGUGCAAGCGCCAGUCGAACGAACACCCGAACCAGCCACCAGAAAACGAAGAGCUCGCAAAGACUAAACAAAAAAAUCCAGCAGGAAAAAAUUUUUUCAUCAACAAAAAAGUAUUGCUGCAGUACUUUUGGAACUUUUGCUAAACAAAAAAUUAAGUUAAGAGAGAGGAUUCGGUCGUCAUCGCAUUUUAUUUUUUUUUUAUUUUUAUUAUUGUUAUAUUUAUAGAUAAUUUUUCUCCACAAAUCACAACUUCAGCAGAUGUUCUCACUCAUGUUUUAGGGGAUAUUUUUUGUCAAUAAUUUUUUUUUUCGAACGAUUUUUCGUGUAAAUUACUCAGAUUUUGGGAUUUUGUUUUGAUUUGUGAAAAAAAAAAUAGAUAAUAUAUUUGCGUAAUUUAGCUUCAAAUGUUAUCGAAACUUAUGUCUGUACACGUAAAAUAGACCAAAUAGAUAAUUUAGACCAGAAUAUUAAAUAAAAGUAAAAGUAAGAU
Culicoides brevitarsis is the source of this 2355-nucleotide messenger RNA. It is a transcript of the gene Cnx99A, whose product is annotated as calnexin. The transcript has 6 exons. Gene Ontology annotation, cellular component: endoplasmic reticulum membrane; endoplasmic reticulum. Gene Ontology annotation, molecular function: calcium ion binding. Gene Ontology annotation, biological process: protein folding. Bases 172 to 1932 code for a protein of 586 amino acids. Lineage: Eukaryota; Metazoa; Arthropoda; Insecta; Diptera; Ceratopogonidae. The record is from RefSeq and is a predicted model, not a curated record.